AUGUAAGACACAUACACAUAUUAGAUUCUUAAAAAAUGCAAUGGUAAAGUAAUUAUGCAGAUCGAUGAACACCUGUUGGAUAUCAUCAAUGCUCAUCUCACCAUCAAGCCUCAAUAAUAGUAAACUGAGGUACCAUACUCAGUUAAGAAACAACACAAUUUCUAACGUAGGAUUGUGCCAUUCUUCAUGAACCAAUUCAUGCAUUGGGCUGAAGUAAUGGGAUAUAAAUAAGUUGAUGGCUACUUGAGAGCUAUUCACAAGAAAAAGACCUCCAAACAACAAAAGUUCGAAUUAGGAGACCUUAAAAAACUAUUCGGAGCCAUCAAUCCAAGAACAAAGAUCAUUCAGUUGGAAACUUAACACAAGUGGAUAGAAUUUUUAGGAACUUAAGCUGAAAUUUGUGUGCUUAUCAAUAACAAGAUUAAAGAUCAAUCUACAAAAUAGAUGUACAUCUAAGCUAUUGAGCAACUGAAAGAAUAGUUGCACAAAGAAUAACCAUAUGAUAAAUUUCUAAGUCUCUCAAAAAAAGACGAAGUAAAAGAGGAGUCUAUUAAAGAAGAAUAUUUAAGUUCUGAAGUUCCAACAGAUGAAUAUGCACCAACUUAUUAUUAAGAUCCAUACACCUAUCUAAGUUGUGCUUACAAUAAUGAAUUCUGAUUUUAUUCUCAUUUAUAUUUAACAAAUUUAUGACAUCAUUCA
Molecule: messenger RNA, 699 nt
Organism: Paramecium tetraurelia
Lineage: Eukaryota; Ciliophora; Oligohymenophorea; Peniculida; Parameciidae
Exons: 2
Source: RefSeq, a predicted model, not a curated record